UGUUGCCAUCAAGCGGCCGUACCAAAGAGGCUCAGAGAGAAGUUUCAGUCGCGGAGUAGAUGACAACACUGACGACCCGCUGUCGGCUGCCUCUCCUACAUCAGAAUGGCCACCGUGGACAUAGACAUACAGCCUACUGAGGAGAAGAGGACGCUGACCCUCCGUGGUCAUGUUGGUUUCGACAGCCUUCCUGACCAACUGGUCAGCAAAUCCGUCUCCCAGGGCUUCUGCUUCAACAUCCUCUGUGUAGGUGAAACAGGGAUCGGGAAGUCGUCUCUAAUGAACACUCUCUUCAACACGACCUUUGAGAACGAAGAGGUCAGCCACUUCCAGAACACUGUGUAUUUACGGCCCAGGACUUACAACCUACAGGAGAGUAACGUGGACCUCAAGCUGACGAUUGUGGACACCGUGGGUUUUGGUGACCAGGUCAAUAAAGAGGAGAGCUAUAAGCCCAUUGUGGACUACAUUGAUACCCAGUUUGAACACUUCCUCCAAGAGGAGCUGAAGAUCAAGCGUUCACUCCAUAAUUACCACGACACGAGAAUCCACAUCUGCCUGUACUUCAUCUCCCCUACAGGCCAUUCAUUAAAGUCUCUAGAUCUGGUCACCAUGAAGAAACUGGACAGUAAGGUGAACAUAAUCCCCCUUAUCGCGAAGGCGGACACCAUCUCUAAGUGUGAGCUUCAGAAAUUUAAGAUUAAGAUCAUGAGCGAACUGGUCAGCAACGGCGUUCAGAUUUACCAGUUUCCAACAGACGAUGAAGCCGUUACAGAAAUCAACUCUACCAUGAACGCACAUAUGCCGUUUGCUGUUGUGGGGAGCUGUGAGGAGGUUAAAGUGGGGAACAAGCUGGUGCGAGCCAGGCAGUAUCCAUGGGGAGUGGUGCAGGUAGAGAAUGAGAGUCACUGUGACUUUGUGAAGCUGAGAGAGAUGCUGAUCCGGGUGAACAUGGAAGACCUGCGGGAGCAGACACACACACGCCACUACGAGCUCUACCGCCGCUGCAAACUGGAGGAGAUGGGCUUCAAAGACACCGACACUGACACACAGCCAUUCAGUCUGCAGGACGUCUACGUGGCCAAGAGGAGAGAGUUCCUGGCUGAACUGCAGCGCAGCGAGGAGGACAUGCGGCAGAUGUUCGUCAACAAAGUAAAGGAGACAGAGGCGGAGCUGAAGGAGCGGGAGAGAGAGCUGCAUGAGCGUUUUGAGCAGCUGAAGCGUGUGCAUCAAGAGGAGAAGAGGAGUUUGGAGCAGAAGCGGCGUGAGCUGGAGGAGGAGAUGAACUCGUUCAGCAGGAGGAAGGUGGCGGCGGAGGCGCUGCAGGCACACAUGCUGCAGAGCUCCAUCACACACACCAUCAAAAAGGACAAAGACAAGAGAAAUUGACUUAUUUGCACACUUUCUAAGCCUUGCUCGGAGCACUCCACCUAUUCACAUGGUUUACAAUGACAGCAGCAAAACAUGGAGCAGCAGAUGGGUCAUCACUGAAAUAUGCUUUUGGUUAUUGUAGAAUAUAUUUCACUAUACAGACUAGGCUUAUGGUAACUGGAGAGAGGAUUAGAAGAGGCCUUUCAGUAUUAUAUAAUCAUGAUACUUGAGCCACAAUAUGACUCUCAAAAUUGUGAUUGUGAAAGUAUUACAGUAUUACCUACUAAGACAUAUUGUGAUUUAUUACCUUUCACUACAAAAUGAAAACAUCUUACGACACUUUAUAACGUGUUUUCUUUUUUAUUUCCUUGUAAAACCUUCCUAUGAGAGUGAAACAUGAACUCCCCGGACAAACAAUUAGUCACCUUGCGAAAUUAAAGUGGUAGUAACUUUAGGCUUCUGCAGAUGGCGCUGCACGAGGAUGAUAAGGCUAUAAAUUCCUGCAGAGUGUGCAACGGGAUUCAUUGAUUGAGAAGAGGUGGUACAGUGCAGUGAAUGUCUCGUUCGUUGUGUGGAAAAUGGUGCACAAAGCAGAUGUUAAUGAUUGGCAAAAAAUAGUGAUUGCAUUUGGGGGGCCAAAGACCACAGUGUGAAGGAAGUAGCUGAAUUUUCAGGUGUGUUGAAGUGUACGGUCAUAAGGGACGACCAGCAGUGGCAAAGAUCCCAGUCUACAGGAAAUUCUCAUCAGAAUUGUGGCCGAAAGACGAAACUGACAGACACAGACCGCCAGCGUGUUUAAUGGACUGUGAAUAAAAAUCGCUUCGCUUCCAGACAAUAAUGGCUUUAAGAAGUCAAUGCAGGUUCUUCACAAGCAAUUUCUAAAAGAACUCUCAGCAGGGAGUUGCAUACCAUGAACAUAUAGACCAGAGCGGCACGCAAGAGGCCUUCACUCACUUCUGCUCAGUUCCCGGUUACAGUGAAAGGAGAGACACAAAAACUGGACUGUUCGUGACAGGAAACAUGUUAUCUGGUCAGAUGAAUCUCGUGAAUGAUGCUCUGCGUCGU
Messenger RNA from Colossoma macropomum (tambaqui), 2436 nucleotides. Its product is annotated as septin-8-A-like. Lineage: Eukaryota; Metazoa; Chordata; Actinopteri; Characiformes; Serrasalmidae. Gene Ontology annotation, molecular function: molecular adaptor activity; GTPase activity; GTP binding. The transcript has 10 exons. Gene Ontology annotation, cellular component: microtubule cytoskeleton; septin complex; cell division site. Bases 106 to 1389 code for a protein of 427 amino acids. The record is from RefSeq and is a predicted model, not a curated record. Gene Ontology annotation, biological process: cytoskeleton-dependent cytokinesis.